Acanthochromis polyacanthus (spiny chromis) is the source of this 3995-nucleotide messenger RNA. It is a transcript of the gene mief1, whose product is annotated as mitochondrial elongation factor 1. Gene Ontology annotation, cellular component: mitochondrial outer membrane. The record is from RefSeq and is a predicted model, not a curated record. Gene Ontology annotation, biological process: positive regulation of mitochondrial fission; mitochondrion organization. Lineage: Eukaryota; Metazoa; Chordata; Actinopteri; Pomacentridae. Bases 1 to 1440 code for a protein of 479 amino acids. The transcript is spliced from 4 exons.
AUGGCAGGGGUGAAUGGAGACCAUAAAGGAAAGAAAGAUGAAAAUGGAAUUGGAACAGCCAUUGACUUCGUGCUUUCCAAUGCCAAGCUUGUGCUAGGGGUAGGAGGAGCAGCCAUGCUUGGCAUUGCAACAUUAGCUGUUAAAAAAAUGUAUGACCGCGCAAUAAGUGCUCCAACCAGUCCCACCAAGAUGGAACAAACAGGAAAGAGAAGCUGGGAAGAGCCAGCCUGGAUGGGUUCAUCACCACGGGUACUUAACCAUGGCAUGAAGUCCACAGUUAGCAGGUCACUGCAGUCUCUGCCCUCUGCCUCACGUGCUUUUGAACCAGACUGUCUGCGGAGGACAGUGGGUCGAGUUGCUGUGGGAGGAAGGGGUUCAACUCAAUCAGACAUGCUGCAGGUCCGAAUGCGUCUAUCACUACAGGAUCAUCUGUGGGAGUUCUACCAAAAUAAUGUCAACAUCCCUACUCAGGAGCAGGCCAUGGCAAGGAAGGCAGCACUGGACAUCUGUGCUGAGCUCAGGGUGUUUCUUCAUGCCAAACUACCUGACAUGCCACUCCGAGAGAUGUACCUUAGUGGCAGUCUGUAUGAUGACCUUCAAGUGGUGACAGCAGAUCAUGCCCAGCUGAUGGUUCCUCUUAUCUUGGAGAAGAAUCUUUGGUCUUCCAUCCCUGGGGAGGACACCAUUAUGAAUGUUCCAGGUUUCUGGCUUGUCCGCAGGGAGAACUUGGAAUAUUUCCCACGGAAUAGCAGCUACUGGGACCGCUGCAUGGUCGGAGGUUACCUGUCCCCUAAAUCAGUCCUUGAGGUCUUCGAUAAGCUUGUGGCUGGCUCUAUCAACUGGCCAGCUAUAGGGAGUGUCCUUGACUACAUCAUUCGUCCUGUGGUUCCUUCAGAAACACUGACCUUAGAGAUCCAGUAUGAGAUGGACCGGAAACUGUAUGUGGACUUCUUGCCUUUGCUUGUGAUGGAGGAUGGGACUUCACUGAUUGCCAAACCACAUCGACUUGUUGCAGAGCGCCAUGAAAACCUGUGGCGGCAGAGCUUCCGUGUGGCUGAUACGGCACGACUCAGGGCAUUGGAUCAGGAGGAUGGAGGCUGCCGAUGUACCUGCCUAAAGGUGGCAAAGGCUGUGAGCAAGCUCAACCCUGCCCUUAACCAGCUCAAUGCCAGUCAGCUUACCAAUGCUAUCUUGUUGCUGAGUGAAAAAGAAGGUGACUGGACGCAGGAAGCACUGGCUGACCGGUUCCUUCAGCUGCUACGAGCACUAGUUGGACACUUAGAAGCUGGGAGGCUGCCAUGUGCCCUUAACCCUAAAGUUAACUUAUUUUGUGAGCUGACAGAACAGGAAGUGGAUGAGCUGGGGUAUACCCUUUACUGUGCACUCUCAGAUCCUGAAAGCCUGCUGAGAACUGCAGUGGCACAGCCACCCCAUCCCUGACACACAACAUGGUAUUGAAAUGUCAGCCAUUGUUUUAGUAGACAAUGCUAAUCCUAAACGGCAAUAAAGUUCCUGGAAAAAGUAUCAGCAUGAAAUAAUCAUCUCUCAUGCACGUAUAUUGUCUUGAUACGUCAUUCCUCUGUAUGAACAUCUCUGACAAAAUGUGAUGCACACAGUAGCAGUUAGAUCUGUUUGACUCUGAACAUGAAAGCUGUAUGUAUUGUGAUUAUCCAAAUAUUAUUUUAAUAUCAAAUGAAAGUGAAGGCCCAAGUUAGUUGCUGUUCCUAAAGCCAUUGUAACAAUGAAGCCAAGAGUAGGAAUGCCGUUGUGGUCCAGUGAUAUAUGAUGGAUAGACUGGAUUCUGUGUUGUUGUUCCAUGUGUAAAGGGAAGGAUGAGGCAAUGAAAUCUGCCAUAUUUCAUUUAUUAACCAUUAGGAGAGUUUUAGGAAUGCAGACAUGUCUGAUACAGUUCAGAAUAGCCAUGAUUGUGGUGCUGACUCUGUUUCGAGAGGAGUCCAUUUCACGAUAUCAAGGAAUAGAAUGUAAUGUGUACUACAACCCAAAAGUUAAUAAAUUGUUAGUGUCUGAAGAACUCAACAUUCUUGAGUUACUAAACAAGUUGUUUCAUGCCUCUUUUGCUUUAAAAGUGCUUGAGUUUUAAUAAACUUCAUUAGUAUAUUGACUGAAGUCACAAUGUAUGCUUUACAUGGGGUAUGUGAAAACAAACAUUCAGUGUGUGUUUGGUGUGUCUGUAGCUUGCAUGUGUUAGUUGUCAGGUCUAUUAAUGAAACAGAUUAAUAUGCAGAGUUAUAUGUAGAUGUCUAUUUUUAAUCCCAUAUCACUGACAUUCAUCUAAAAGUGAAACAUGCAUCCAUAAAUAGAAUAUACUAUGAUAUACGGAAACUUGAAAUGGCUGAUAUGUUGCAGGCUGAUGAAGUACCAGCAGAAAAGCACCAUCAUUUUGGUAUGAUGAGAAAAUGCAUCCAUGUGAUUGUUUGAUGCAGAGUUGUUUGGUUUGCUGUUAUGAAAAGGAAGGUUCUUUUCCAGACUCACAUUUGUUGCUUUAAUGCACAGAUCUGUCAUGCUUUUUUAAAUAAUCAUAAUUUGCCAAAUAUCAUAGGUUAUUUGGCACUAUAAAAUGUGAAAUACUCUCUAGAUAUCGAACAGUCAGCCACGAUUUUUCAGCAGGACAUUUUAAAGUACUGUUGCCUCCUGCCCUUGUUUUACUUUCCGAUUUGAAUAAUCUUUGACUUAAAGCAUUACUUGGUGAAAAAUGAAUCCAAUAUAGGUUGGAUAUUAUUGGCCGAGCCUUCGCCUGAGUCUGCUGGGAUAGGCUCCAGCUCCCCCAUGACCCUAGUGAGGAUAAAGCGGUGUAUACAGAAUGGAUGGAUUAUUGGCUGAAUUAGAUUUUUGUAGCAAGGGAGUUCUUUUGGCUGGACACUUUUUCAGCUACUGUGACACUGCAGUUUGUAAAAUCCAUCAUAAUCAACAAUGCACUGCUUUGCUAACCUGUAAAAGGUUAUUUUAGUGUAUUAAUCUCAGUAUUAAGGAUGGAAGAUUGAGGAUGGAGGCAGUUGUCUCCAGCACAAUAUUUGUAUGUACAUUAAACCCUGAUUAACUUAAAGUGCUGGUCUGGUCUGGUCUUUGUUAAAUAAAGUAGACAUGGAUUACUGCAAUACAAGCCCAUGUCACACAUGUCAAAAGGACAAUUACUGUUUGUCAAUACUAGCACUGUGCUCCAUUAAUAUAACAUGUCACAAAUUUGUUUUGACUGUGUGGCCCCUAGUGAGCUGCACCCCUAGCAAGCUGUAUAUUUAUUUAUGAAGCUGUACAAUCCAAUCAAUCAUCCUUACUCACAGUAAGUGCAUUACACGUGACUAACUACCGUUACAGCCAGACACAAAGUGCCAUUUAUCUUGUCAGUCUCUGAAUUGGCAUUCAAAAUAUGUUAUCCAAAGUUAUCACAUAGCUCCUUUUGUUAUGACUUUUAGCCAUAAUGAAAAAAGGAUGAAAAAUGGCUUUGUAACAGGCCAACUGUACCCGUAAUCCACAAUCCACUAUUUGUAUGGGAUACAUAAUCGAGUGAUUUGAGUUGUUUAGAGUUCUGUUCACUUGGUCAUCAUCCAGACAGUAAUGGAAAAAAUAGGUGAUUAUUUUUAUAUUUAUUGUAGAUUUGUAGCCAAAAUGAGCUGAACAUUUAUUGCACUGAUGCAGUUUAAUACGUAAAGCACCACUUGUGCUUCAUUAAGUGUUUGUUCUGAAUGUACCGAUAAAGUGACUCUACAGUAGAAUUUCUGUGUAUAUUAAGUCUUCCUUUGUAGACCUAGCUUAUGCUACAAAUUACUACUGUGCGAAAGUCUGGGGAGUCACUGUUCCACAUAUAUUACUGUAAACCAACACCCAAAGUAGAUGAGUACCUCUACCUUGUGGACUAGCUGUAUGCUGUGCUGCAUGCUAUUUGUUUUUUCAGCUGUUUUUGUUUGUUUUGUCGUAUACUUCAGCUCUGGGGUUGAAUAGUGUACCACUUUGUAUACUUCAUUAAAUGUUUAAGUGAC